Messenger RNA from Darwinula stevensoni, 2297 nucleotides. NCBI's taxonomy places the organism in Eukaryota, Metazoa, Arthropoda, Ostracoda, Podocopida, Darwinulidae. The record is from the annotation of a GenBank genome assembly.
CACGACGCGGCCACAUUCUUCAUUCGUUCCCGAAAGUGACAACCCGUCGGAGACGGUUCUGGGUCAAUGAGUCCUUGAAGCGGUUUGAUCGAUGUCGAAAGCGAGGCGGCCAGUACCGGAUAUUCCUGCCAAGCGGCAAGAAAUUUUUAUUAAUAUGCGUCGAGCAAGCUCCUCCUUUAUAUGAUAAUCUUUCGAGAAGCGAGUUGAAAUGGGAAAGGUCAGGGAGGAGAAGGAAAACGAGGAGAUGGGCCGUAACAAUCCGCUGCAGAUGCGUGCUCUCGGGAAGAAAACGACCUUGAAAAAAAAACUUUUUGUGGAAGCGGAGGACGUUGUGCGAGGUCACGGACAUGCGUGUUUGCGGCUCCGAUAAGGCUGGGAAUCCGUUGCCAGGUUACUUGCCGCACCUGGAAUUAUCAGCUGGGAGUGAAUGAAAAAAAAAAAAAGCGUUGCUGCAGUCGUGAAGCCAGCUAUGGUGAAUCCCAUUUAUGUUUUCUGGGACUCCGAAUGUUAAUGUUUGCUUGGUCUCACGGAUCGCUUUCGGGAAAAAGGAAAAAAGGCAUUUAUCUAAAAAGAAAUAAUUUAUCAUUUAUUUAAAUGAAAGAUCGUUCAUUAGAAUAUUGCUUUCCUGUCUUUUUUCUGGCAACUAGCUGUUGAACGAUGAACCAUCUCUUGAAAUUCUUGACGCGCCGAUGCAGUUCAGGGGGUUGGAUUGAUCUGGAGGAAGUGGAAAUGGAUUUAAUGGAAAUGACUCAAAAUGAGAGGAAUUGAGGGGGAAAUCCCGUUUCCCCAAAUGCUUCCUCGAGCAUUGGAAAAGAUGAUUGCUUAUGCAUUCGGACGUGAGUCAUGAGAUGUGUGGCCUCAAUUCCAUCAUUCCGCGGAGCUGGUUAAUUUAUCGAUUGUGCCAUUUUUUAUCCUUCAUGACUCGACUCUUUAAGUCCGACCCCGAUGCGCGGAGGGAUGUGCAACGAAUGCUGAUGUUCUUUGGAUGUGCAAUGAGUGACUCGGGAUGUUCUUUGGACGUGUUGCAGUGUGAACGUGGGUUGCUUUCCAGCCGAGGAGCGGGAACUCCUCACGGGACUCCACGCGGUCGCCGACAUCUACUGUCAAUGCUGCAAGACCGUCCUCGGCUGGAAAUACGAGCACGCCUACGAAUCGAGUCAGAAGUACAAAGAGGGGAAGUACAUAAUCGAGCUGGCGCACAUGAUCAAGGAGAACGGCUGGGACUGACCCGAGAACAUUCCCCUGUGAUACGAGAAAGAGGGAGGGAGGGAGGAGGGAGGGAGGGAGGAGGGAGGGAGGACGGUGUCCGCUCUGAUCCUUCGACUGUGAUGGGGACGAACCGCGUGCGGUGGCGAGACGGGGAGACGUGCCUGCCGUAGCCCUCCAUACUCAGGAGACCGAGAGAGAUCCACAAAUUUUACUCUUGUAUUUUGUGCUACUUUUGGACGUGGACGCGGUCGGGGGCCUCGACCGCCGAGUGUCUUUCUUCAGUCGUCGAGUGUCUUUCUCUGUCGUCAACCCUUUCGCGACUUCGUUCUCUUUUUUUUUCUCGGCUCCGUCUCGGCAGGAUGGAAGGACGUAGUUGUGAUUCUCAUAGUUAGUGAGUAUUUUUCUCGUGAUCUCUGCUGCUGUACUUAUCGGCGACGGGCGGACGCUGCGGGCAACGUGGGCACUGCCGACACCGUGGGGACACGCGACACGUGCUCGGGCCGAGGACAGCGGUGUCUUUUUUUUUUAAAUUUAGUUUUAGUCUAGUCUUUCAUCCGUCGUGGUGAGAAAAGUCUUUCUCGUAUCAGGCUUCUACUACUUUUUCGUCGUGGUUUCCUGUUUGAGCCACUGCGGGGACCAAGACGAGGUGGUUUUCGCGAGGCGAUUUUUCGCCGGGAGUCAUCGCGAUCAGCAGGAAUCUUUUUCUUGUCUUUUGUGAUACGACACCUUGAAUUCGGACGCCUGGAAUCGGGACGCCUGGGAUUCGGACACGUCUGUUCAUCGUCGUCGUUCGCCUGGAAUUUUCGUCGCUUCGUCGUCGCAUGGUCGUCGCGUUCCGUCGCCGUUUCCGGUAGUGUCGCGAGUGAUGUAGGAAAGGGACGUGAAAUGGAUGCAUGUCUGUGAUGAGAUGAGAUGAGAUGAGAGGAGUGAUGAGGCUCAUCAUCCUCUAUUUAUUCGAUGGGCUUUUUUUUUUUCUUUGUUCGUUUCACUUCCCGGUUGUAAUUCUCGACUGUCCUUUCUAUGUGAAGAGAAAUGUCACGUGUCCAGGUUUUCCACAAUAAACCAGACUGCUUGACUAAAACUUUAUA